GGCUGCGGCUGCGCAGAAGAAAGAGAGCCGUCGCGGAUCCGUUUCCAGUCGCCCAUUCAGACUCAGUCAGUGCGUCGCGAGAUCUUUGCCGUGCAGGUUGCGAUUUUGGCCAGCGCUUCCUAGCGGGACACCUGGUUACCCAACUUCGCCGAGUGUGUGUUCGUGCCUGUGGGAAGAAUUCGGCAACGAAACUUUCUUCAACAGCUGGACGUCGUUCGUAUGUAAAUGCAAAUCACUCGCGCAGGCGGCAAGAGGAAGAACCAGCGAGACAAGUGGAGUGUAGAAAGUGCCAAACAGGUUUUGUUUUGUCGGCAGGCGAACGUGGCGAAAUAGGAAGUUACAGCAAGCGAUAGCUUGAUUAUCGCCGUGUUAUCUCACCUCCGGCGAAUGCUAAUUGGUCAGUGAAAGUGGGCCUCGAAAAACAAUGCGAGGAAGAAAUGCCCGCUGAAAGCGACGAGCAAACCGCACGCUGAAGGGGCAGAGCACAAACAAUAACAAAUCGAGGAACCGCUAUGUCUGCCACCUACACCAACACAAUCACGCAGCGCCGCAAGACGGCCAAAGCGAGCAAGCAGCAGCAACAACAAUGGGCGGCCAGCGAACUGGGCGGCGAGUCGAACGAAAGACUUCACUUUCGCAGCCGUUCGACAAGCUCGAAGGCAACAACAACGGCGGCGAACGGCCACAACCCACCUUCACCACUGUGCUGUAACGGGGCUCGUGCGCUCACCAUGCUCAACUGCUGCGUCGACGCCAACUGCCAUUUGAAUGCGCCGCUGCGCGGCAGCGUCAGCCGGCACACGACGCCGGCGGCGACGCCAACGCCGACUGCGACGCCCACGCCAGCAGCGACGCCAAAGCAAGCCUCCCCCUCGCCUACCUCCGAUCGUUCGCGCUCCCUCUCACCUUCGCCCUCGCCCUCGCCGUCUCGCUCUCGCUCGCUCUCCCGCCACAAGCGGCAGCAGAGGCACAAGAGCAGCGCAGCUGGCGCCUCCGUCGCAGCAGAACAGAGAGCAACGGCUAAUGCUAAUUCGCCGCCAUUUACCGUUAGCCUGAGCAUCGAUCUCUUCAGCUGGACCCUCUUCUUCCUGGCCUUUGGCACGCGUUUCUACAAGCUGGCAACGCCGCCGCACAUCGUGUUCGAUGAACUGCACUACGGCAAGUACGUCUCGAUGUACAUGCGCAAUAUCUUCUUCUUCGAUCAACAUCCGCCGCUGGGCAAGCAGCUCAUCGCCGGACUGGUCAGCCUGGCUGGCUACAGCGGCAACUACACGUUCAACCGGAUUGGAGAGCCCUACGCGCCGGACAUGCCCAUCUUCUGGUUCCGGUUCGUUCCGGCCAUGUGCGGAAGUCUCCUGUCCCCCGCCGUAUACAAGCUGCUGCUGGAGGCGAAGCUGAGUCGCUGGGCGUCGGCCCUGGGCGGUCUGUUGGUGGUCCUGGACAACUCCCUGCUGACCCAAUCCCGCUUCGUGCUCAUGGAAUCGAUGCUGCUGCUGGCCACCACGGUGGGCAUCGCCUGUCUGCUCCGCUUCCAACGGUGUCGCCUGGGCAGCUUUCAGUGGCUGGUCAGUGGAGCUGCGGCUGCCGUCUUUUUGGGCGCCGCCGGAACCAUCAAGUACAUAGGAUUCCUGUCGCUGGGACUGGCCUUCUAUUUGCUAUGUCGGCACCUGUGGCAGCUGCUCUGCGACGCGAACUUGACUGAUCGCCAACUGUGGAUGCACGCCAUAAGUCGCCUGCUGAUCUUCGUUGGGAUUCCCUUGGCCGUCUAUGUGGGAGUCUUUUACGUCCACUUCAAGACGCUGCACCGGGCUGGACCUCACGACAGCAUCAUGACCAGUGCGUUCCAGGCCUCUCUGGAUGGUGGGCUGGCUUCGAUCACUCGAGGACAGCCUCUGGCGGUGGUACACGGCUCCCAGAUCACACUGCGCAACACCCACGGACGCACCUGCUGGCUGCACUCGCAUGCAGCCGUUUAUCCGGUGCGCUAUCCGGACAAGAGGGGCUCCUCCCACCAGCAGCAGGUCACCUGCUACUCCUUCAAGGAUGUGAACAACUGGUGGCUGGUUAAGCGACCCACAAAGGAGAACCUGGUGGUGGGAGAUAACCCGGAUGUUAUUCGGCACGGUGACGUCAUUCAGUUGGUCCAUGGCAUCACCAGCAGGGCUCUCAACUCCCACGAUGUGGCUGCCGCCAUGACGCCGCAAUGCCAGGAGGUCAGCUGCUACAUAGACUACGAGAUUAAAAUGGCCGGGGAGCUGUUGUGGCGCGUGGAGAUCCUGAAUCGCGAUUCCGAAGGCGACAGUUGGCACGCCAUCAAGUCGGAGAUCCGGCUCAUUCACGAGUCCACGGGCGCCGCCCUGAAGUUCAGUGGCCGUCAGCUUCCGGAUUGGGGCUUCAACCAGCACGAGGUGGUGGCGGAUCGCGAAAAGGGAACACACCAGGACACCAUCUGGAAUGUGGAGGAGCACCGCUAUACGCAAACUGAGGACCACCGUGAAAGGGAGCGCCAGAUGUUAACUGCCGAGAUGAUACCCACGAAGCGGACACGCCUCUCGUUUUGGGCCAAGUUAUUGGAGCUGCAAUCCAAGAUGCUCUUCCAGGCGAAAUCUCUGCCAAGCCACAUGUACAGCUCGAUGCCGCACGAGUGGCCGCUGAUGGACAAGGGCAUCGCCUACUGGUUGGAUUCGGAGUCCAGUGCGCAGAUUUAUUUGCUGGGAAACGUGCUGCUCUGGUACACGGCCACCGCGGGCAUAGGUGUCUACGCCGCACUACUCGCCUUUUAUGCUGCGCGACGGCAGCGACUUUGUUUCGACAUUUCUGAGCAGGAGUGGCAUCGUUUCCUGGUCGCCGGCGAUACCUUCUUCGUAGGCUAUCUUAUGCACUACCUGCCGUACUUCUUUAUGGACCGCACGCUGUUCCUGCACAACUACUUGCCAGCAUUCAUCUUUAAGUUGCUACUCUUGUGCUUCGUCGUGGAGCACCUGGACUAUCUGCUACGAAGGGUUUGCACCGGCCGCGGAGUCCACUUGGUGCGUCUGUAUCGCCUUAUGCUCAUCCUGUGGCUGGUGGGCGUGCUCAGCAUUUUCUCCAAGUUCAUACCAUUUAGUUAUGGAGCGCGGCGGAUGAGUAUGAGUGAGGUGCGUAGUCUGCGCUGGAAGGACACCUGGGACUUUGUCCUCCACAAGAACCACAACCUGCACUGAAAACCCAAAUGCCAUCUCCGCGGCCAGAGAGACGUGCAAUGAUGUACUCGUACCAUGUAAAAUAGACUAGGAACCUAGCUAAAGUUAACCUAGUGGUAAGCCAUAAAUUAUUUGACACGUAAACAAACAUACUCAUUUGCAAGACGAAUUAAAACUAUUAUUUAUUUAUUUAAACGUAA
Molecule: messenger RNA, 3382 nt
Organism: Drosophila biarmipes
Lineage: Eukaryota; Metazoa; Arthropoda; Insecta; Diptera; Drosophilidae
Gene: rt
Product: protein O-mannosyltransferase 1
Exons: 4
Coding region: 513-3203 (896 amino acids)
Biological process (GO): protein O-linked glycosylation via mannose
Cellular component (GO): membrane; endoplasmic reticulum
Molecular function (GO): dolichyl-phosphate-mannose-protein mannosyltransferase activity
Source: RefSeq, a predicted model, not a curated record